UUAAAACGGGUCCACCCAAACAAUGCACGUUGCUAAGCGCUGGAGUGCGAUCACCGUACUUUCGAAACCAUGUUCUUUUUUGUUUUGUGUGAAUUAUAUUACCGUCAAUUGUUUCAAUUCAUAACUAAUACAAAAAACUUGAGUGCUCACUGGAAAUCAAAAGCCAGAACUACGUGCGCGGGAGAUGAAUAUACCUGAUAGUGUCACUGCGCAUAAAAUUAUGUAAAUAUUUCAAUACAGAUUUUUAUUAAACUUAAUUUUAAUUACUUUCCAAGAAUUGCUUACACUAUAUAUUAGUGUUCUGAGUUUCGGGCAUUAAAUUUCCGUCAUUCGAUGGAGCUGCAACCACCCGCCACCACAUUAAAUUGGACAAUAUAAAUAGUACGAAGUUCACGAGCCAGACACGCCCACUCCCGGGUCAACAUCCAACCUGUGCCCAACACAGGGCCAAAACUCCUUAACCUAUAACGCGCACUUCGACGUUCUAACACAGUGACGGUAGUGACAUCACAUGUUUUAGACCAUUAUCAUACCAUCGGACAUAAUAUCGAUUCCUUUUAUCGCACGAGAAACCUGGAAACAUGAACACUUCAAAAAUGAUUGCACAGGUUUGCAGAUUACCAAUUACUUUAGGUUGCCCAGGACGCGGAAUUGGUGGGCGUUUUAAAACAUUGGAUAUCAAAACGUUGUCGACUGAAGUAGCAUCAGCGGUGGAGAGAAAAAUUGAAGUUAAUGGAGUUAAUAUUAACUACAUUAAGGUUGGAAAUGGCCCUCAUAACGUUCUGUGUACACCCGGCGCUUUAGGUUCCAUUUGGACAGAUUUUAAGCCCCAAAUUGAUAACAUGAAUAAGUCAAGAUUUACUUUAGUAGUUUGGGAUCCACCAGGAUAUGGAAAAAGUAUUCCACCCAAGAGGGAUUUCUCCCCAGGAUUCCAUCAUAGAGAUGCAGAUUUUGGAAUUAAAUUAAUGCAGGUUGGAGUAAUGGAGGUAUUGCAUCAAUGAUAAUGGCUGCUAAGUCACCACAGAAUAUAAAUAAACUAGUUUUAUGGGGUUCUAAUUCAUAUUUUAGUGAAGAAGAGGGUGAGAAAUAUAAAGCCUUUCGAGAUCAUUCAGUCCUUUCACCAACAUUAAAAGCUCCGUAUAUUGCCCUAUAUGGACAGGAGUGUUAUGAUGAGAUGUGGACUUCAUGGAUAGAUGCCACUGCAGCAAUUAUGGCGAGUGAAACUAAGGGUGAUAUUUGCAAGACAUUAUUACCAAAGAUAUCAUGUCCCACAUUUGUUUUGCAUGGACAGUUGGAUAUCAAUAUAGCUCCAGAACAUCCCCACUACAUCAUUAAGAAUGUAAAGAAUUCAAGGCUACAUAUCUUUCCAGAAGGAAAGCAUCACAUACAUAUGAAGUACUGGAAGGAAUUCAAUCAGUUAGUGGAAGAUUUCUUGCUGGAAGAAAAUGUCCAGAGCAAACUUUGAAAGUAAGGAUCUAAUAAAUAAUGUUGAAAGCAGAAGCUGAAGGAAAACAGUGUUACUAGUUUCCAGAAACGUAUAUAUACAGUAAAAAAAUAUACUAAUAAUUGUAUUUGAUAUGAAUAAAUAUUUUUAUGCCUACAAUCUGUAUUGCAGAUUGGACGGUGGAGGUAGAGUUAGUAGAUUUUAGCCAUUACUGAAACAAAAAAGGUUUUUUAAGUUAUAUAUGAUCUCUAUAAAUGUUCAUGAGACUAUAAGGCUGGGAUGGAUGGAAAUUGAGAGUGAUGAAUUUUUGAAAUUAUAUCUUUACCAGAAGUUACUGAGAAAUAAACUGUUGUAGUAUUUGUGAUACUUUUUAACUAAAAUGAGAUUAUAAUAUAUUUAGUAAUACAGUGAAUCUGAAAUAAAUAUAGUUUUAAACUUCUGAUUAUGUAAUACUUUUAUUUAUUAUUCCUAAGUCAAAAACCGAGUCAUAAUUAUUUCAGAUAAUGUGUAAUUCAAUGUUAUUCUAGAUGCAGCAAAAGUGUGAUUAUUACAAAAAAUUAUUUGCCAAUGUUAUGUUUAUAAUAUAUAUCUAAUCUAGGCAUUAUGCGAGACACACUAGGUACAAGAGUAUAUAAAAAAAUCACAAGAUCAAAUUUCAGAUCUGAUUGUUCAAUUCGGUGGCCAUGUAAUUUAAUUUAUUCAGGUUCUGGAUUUUCAUAAUCUUUUCUGAAAAGAAGAAAAAUUCUCAGUAAAUUUAUUUUUUUAAUGCCUACAAUUUGUAAAAUUGGCAAAAUAAUUCAGCAAUGCUGUUGGGUUACAAUAAUUUGCAAUUUAUAAUUACAAAUUAUACUGGAGUACUGACAAAAGACAUGGCAACCACCAUCCUAUAAUAACGCAGCUAAAGCAAAAAAUGGUGAAAUGUAUAAUUGAGCACUUUUGCUAAUAUUUGCUAGCUAAAAGUAAACAUCUGAAUGCCAUUAAAUUUUUCAUUUAGAUAGUAAAUUAAAUGUGCUCAUUAAUUCCAUAAAAACUUGUUGAUUAUCACUGUUAAUAGCACACAUGCAAUUAAAACUCCACAACUACCAAUCAGAAAAGAUAAAAAUCUUGUAAUUAAUUUACCAUGAACAUAAAAAUGGACACCACAGAUUUUGUAGAGCAUCAACCUUGAAACACUUAUGAAUAAAUACUUCUUUAUCAUUUAAAGACAUAAUAUUAUAAGUGCAAUUACUUUAUUUGGAGAGUGUUAGCCCAUUUAUUCUUAGCUGUUAUAAUGUAAAAUAUCAGAAUUUUCUUUUAGCAUGUAUAAAUAUGGCCUCAAAGUGCAUUGAUUUGACCCUAUCUGACUAAUGGAACAAAAUAUUUAUGAAUGAAGAAAUGUUUACCAGUAAAACAUAUUUAUUAUAAUCAUAUUACAAAAAUGAAAAAAUACGAAAGUCAAUUGUUUUAGUCAUUCCGAAAAGGAUUUGAGUACCUAGUAGAAAAAUUCUGCAUCCGAAGCAACUUGCUUUUCCAUAUUCCAAGAUUCGUAUAUAUUAUAUUAUCUCUCAUAUGUGCCUUCAUAUUUUCUAGGAGGUAAUAUUGGCAUGUUUUCUUAUCUUCGCCUUAUGCAUGAUCUGGCGUAAGUUCAAUAUUCACACAAAAAAGUUCUCUGUGUACUUAAUUAGUAAGUUUCUCUUGUUUUCCCACAUCAUUACAAUUCGAAACUUUACCUUAUUCAGAGCAAAUGUGAUGUCACUGAAUGUGUGUCUCAAAUGGUAAAGAUCCAUGUCUAAUUGAAUAUAACAUGUGGAUUAAGGAGUAUAAUUGCACUUAAGGUAAAUAAAAUUAAUUCCUACCAUCACUUGUUUUCUUGAAUGUGCUACAAUUGCAUCGAUACCCUCCUUUAACCACUAGUUUUCUUAUUGCUAUAAUUUUAUGAACAUAAUCUCUUUUUUUAACUUUGCAACAUUUUAAUUUUAUGGAUUAAUGUAUUUUGAGUAAAAUUGUAAUCUUUAUAGACUAGAGAAAACCACAAACUUAAGUAAAUUCAGUACUUUGUUUCAAAUUUUGUAUUCCUUCAUUUGCAGUACAUAAUACCCCCACACAAUUGUGUACUUAUUUUUUGGGAUAUACAAGGUCU
This is a messenger RNA of Gryllus bimaculatus (two-spotted cricket), 3563 nucleotides long. Lineage: Eukaryota; Metazoa; Arthropoda; Insecta; Orthoptera; Gryllidae. The record is from the annotation of a GenBank genome assembly.